Nicrophorus vespilloides is the source of this 2849-nucleotide messenger RNA. RefSeq names its product acyl-CoA synthetase family member 4 homolog. Gene Ontology annotation, biological process: amino acid activation for nonribosomal peptide biosynthetic process. The record is from RefSeq and is a predicted model, not a curated record. NCBI's taxonomy places the organism in Eukaryota, Metazoa, Arthropoda, Insecta, Coleoptera, Silphidae. The coding region runs from base 78 to 2849 and encodes 923 amino acids. Gene Ontology annotation, molecular function: protein binding. The transcript has 7 exons.
GAUUGAUCCAUUACCUAAAUGUACUAUAUAUUUGAUUUUGACAUGUAUAUAACCUAUAAAAAGUAAAUAAGUUAAGAAUGUUUGAGCUAAUAGAGAAUAACGUUAAGAAAUAUCCAAAAAAGGAAGCUUAUGUGUUUUGGAAUAAUGAUUCUACAAAAUCAUCGAUUACCUAUGCUGACCUAAAUAGUUUAAAAGAUUUAUGCGAUGUUCUAAAGAAUUUACCUAAACAUGUAUGCAUUUCUGUUUACAUGGAGAAUAAUUUAAACUUUCUAAUUGUAUUAUAUUGCAUAUUGCAAAAUCGUUUGCCAUUUAUAUUGUUAGACCCAAACAGAGACAAGCAAAUUUCCAAAGAUUUACUUAAAGAUCUCAAUGUGUAUUUGCUAAUAUCUUCUCAGCAUAUUACAUCAAAUGAUUUAUUUGAGCAAGACAAAGUAGGUACUGUAAUAAUUGAAGCCAAUGAUUCUAAACUGUACUGCUAUUAUUUGAAUAACGCUAAUAAUCAGACAAGUUUAGACUAUGAUAAUGUGUGUUAUGUAAUACAAACUUCUGGAAGUACUGGUGUUAAGAAAUAUGUUAGAGUUACUUAUGAUUGCAUCCUUUCCAACAUCACAAGUUUUACGAAAUUGUUCUCAGUUAAUGAAACCGAUAUUAUUUACUUAGGCACUGCGUUCACGUUCGAUCCGUGCAUGAUAGAAAUAUUCUUAGCGCUCACAACUGGAGCAACUUUACUAGCUACCACAAAAGAAAUUAAAUCCUCACCGAAUGAGUUAUUUAGUCUCCUCUUCAAGAAAAUACCAAUUACGAUCAUGCAAAUGUGCCCAUCGAUAUUCAUGCAAUUUGCCGAUGACGAUAUCAAACAUAUCUUAAUGUCGCCGUUAAAAGUGUUGGCGUUGGGAGGUGAAGCAUUCCCAAAACGUCUACUAUUAUUCGAUAGAAACACGAAUUUGAAAUUAUAUAAUUUAUACGGCAUCACUGAAGUUUCGUGCUGGGCAUCAGCGUGUUUAAUCGAUGAUGUUAAUGAAAUCUCAUUGGGAUCCAGUUUGAAUGAUACCGUUCUACAAGUUAGGGAAGCUGACGGAAAGGAAGUGCACGAAGGAGAAGGCAUCUUAUUCAUCGGAAGCAAUACUCGUUUAUGCUAUUUGAAUGAAGAGAAGGUUGCGGACGUUAAACUUCCAUUAUUUCGAAAUACCGGUGAUAUUGUUUGCAUCAAAAACAAUAAAUAUUUUUAUAGGGGCCGUUCCAACGGCGUUAUUAAAAGAUACGGAAUUCGGAUAAACUUGUAUGCUAUGCAGGAAGCUAUUUACUCUAUAUUGACUUUACGAAAUCAUUGCAUAUUCGACGAUUCUCUAAACAUUAUAAUAGCUUUUAUACAAGGAGAAUUCAAGGGAGACGAAUGGAAACUGAAAAUGCUUGACAAAAUCAAAACGAAAUUAAUAAAGGAGUUGAGCAGCGAGUAUUUACCUGAUCACAUUGAAUUGUUAGAUAAAUUUCCAUUGACCACGAACGGUAAAGUUGAUUGCGAAAAAUUGCAAUACAAGAUGCGAAAGUGCGAGGAGGAACCUGCAGAGAUGUACGCACAAUUAUGGGCGCAAUAUUUCCAAUUAAACGAGAAUACGUUGAUUUCAAAGUGUAAUUCAACGUUCGCUGAAAUGGGAGGUACUUCAGUAUUAAGGAUAAGAUUCAUCGAGGAAUUUCUAAGUUCGCUUAGCACACAUUUCGAUCGAAAAUUCCUCAACGUGUUAUUAGACCUUCCUUUCAAAAAAGCUGCAGAAUUAAUGAAGUCUCGACAUUUGAAUAAAUCGAAACAUGUAAUGUACGUGACAUCGUCUAUAUCUGAAGUAAUUUGGAUAUAUGAUAUGUACGCUUGUGUAGAUUCCACAGCGUUGACUUUCCAAAAAGAUGGGAAAUCUUACGUGGCUGUUGGAAACUUCGCGAAUAUAUUUGCUGUUAUCGAUGCAACCAGCGGAGAGGAAAUAUCGCACAUUUGGCUUCCGAAUGUGGUUGAAAAUACAUGCCAGUUUGUUUGUGAACACAACAUGUUAUUGGUGGGUUGUUUCGAUGGAAUAAUGUACGCUUUAGAUUUCCAAACCUGCAGUAUUUUGUGGACUGUAUCCACUAUGAGUAGAAUAAAAAAUAAAGCUUGUAUUAGCGAAAACAAGGAAGUGGCAAUCUUCGGAUCUUACGAUAAACACAUUUACUGUGUGCAAAUUCAAAAUGGUAAAACGAGAUGGAAAACCCAUGUCGACGAACCUGUUACUGCUGACAUCAUUUCUUGCGACGGUAGAGCAUACGUUGGAUGCAUCAACGGUUCAAUUUGUUGCUUGGAUGAGAGGAACGGAAACAUUAUAUUUCGGUACAAGGCUAAAAAUCCUAUGUUCGCGAGUCCGCAAGUUGCGAAUGGAGAACUGUUAAUAUUUGUCGAUAUCAAAGGAAACUUGUAUUGUUUCAAUACGUUUAACGAAAGUCCAAUAUGGAUUUAUAAUUGCGAAACAGAUGAAAAUGUAUUUUCGACGUUUUUGAUACACGGAAAUGAAAUUAUUUUUAGUAAAGAUCGUAAGCUGUAUACAUUAGAGUUUGACGAGACGAAAUGUAUUGCAAAAUCAUCGAUGGUUCACAACUUCAAGAUUUUCAGUGCACCAGUGUUAUAUAAGAACGAAUCGAGCAAAUUGUUUUUAAUUUUUGCCGACUCCAAUGGUUUCAUAAUCGUGUACACGUAUUCCGAUAGCAUAUCGUUAUUAGGUACGAUACAACUGAACGAAGAAUGUUUUUCCACUCCUGUCGUUGGUGAUAGCAAAAUGUAUGUGGGUUGUAGAGAUAAUCAUUUGUAUUGUAUGAAAUUAUUAUUUUAA